AUGCAAAACUCCAGUCAUCGCAGCUGCACCGGAGUUGGAUCUGAAGAGGAGAAGGUAGCAUUUCGGUCCCAAUUAGCUGCAACUACAGCGAUCUUCACAUCCACCGCAUUCGAUUGCGAACCCGCAGAUGUUGAGGGAUUUUUCGAAAAUUAUCAACACACUACCGCUCAGGGCUUAUUGGCAUAG
Molecule: messenger RNA, 186 nt
Organism: Sclerotinia sclerotiorum 1980 UF-70
Lineage: Eukaryota; Fungi; Ascomycota; Leotiomycetes; Helotiales; Sclerotiniaceae
Exons: 1
Coding region: 1-186 (61 amino acids)
Source: RefSeq, a predicted model, not a curated record